AUGCUCUGUUAUUCCAUGGAGUGCCUGUGUGACGUUGUUCUUCAAACGGUUUGGCAGAACGGUUGGCAUUACGGCAUCAGCACCGAUUGCCUCGUUCCGGGCACGGUGUUUUUUAAACGUCACGACCGGUGGUCAACCUCUUUGGCAGCAACAAAGCCAAGCGAUAGUACGCGCUGGACGCGUCUGGGUGGUAUAAUGCGGCAGAUGUAUACCAUCUCGCAGGUAUGUCUUUUUUAUUUGUCUCUGGAAGCCCGUUUUGCGGCUUUUCAAUACAUUCCGCAGCUGCGCGAUGAGUCGUACAACAUUGUGGCGACCACACGUUCCCCUGACACGUUUGUUCAGGCCUACAACCGUCGUAUCAUUAACUUUUUUGCCCUUUUAAAGUUGCACUUGUCGGAGAAGAAAUUGAAGUACGUGGGCAUCACCGUCGCCAAGCCGCUGAGCGAACUGAUCAUGGUGGAAAUUGCACACCUCCGUGAAAAGGCCAUAUCCCAUGCUGGAUUGGCGAGGUUGCGGGCGAACCUCCUCUCCAUAGAGACGGCGCUGCAGUUGAUUCUUCCCACCGACGAUGAUGUCCGUGGCGCGGUAAAGCAUUAUUUUUCACGUCCAGCCACUUUUCUGCGUCAUUUGCCGAAUAAAGACGUGGCCAACGACCUCAUAACCAGCGGAGAUUACAAGCACUUCUCGAUGCAUGAGAUGGAGGAGCUCAUUCGACUUGUGUUCCGCCGGGAGGCAAGCGAUGAGUUUGUGACAGCGCAAAUACAGCUCCUGCGUGUGAAGCUGAAAAGUGUAGCCCCUGCUGUCGCCACGCCGGAAAUGACACCAUCGGCAUCGUUGACGGACGAAAACUUGCUCCCGGCAGAACACAAACCGCAACAAUUUGAGAAGGUUGAGGAGAGUGAAGAAGAAGAAACCGAAGAAGAGGGCGAAGAAGAAGAGUCUGAUGUAGUCUUGCAGCCAGGGGAGCGGGGGCCUUCACGCCACGUGGAUCCCACGACAAAAAUGGCAACCUCGCCUUCAGCUGACUCACAAAAUUUUGUGUUUCCGACGGGGCCGAAGCCGGCGGUCACGAGACAUUAA
Molecule: messenger RNA, 1080 nt
Organism: Trypanosoma cruzi
Lineage: Eukaryota; Euglenozoa; Kinetoplastea; Trypanosomatida; Trypanosomatidae
Exons: 1
Biological process (GO): exocytosis; Golgi to plasma membrane transport
Cellular component (GO): exocyst
Source: RefSeq, a predicted model, not a curated record